Messenger RNA from Rasamsonia emersonii CBS 393.64, 2637 nucleotides. RefSeq names its product C6 transcription factor. Bases 1 to 2637 code for a protein of 878 amino acids. Gene Ontology annotation, biological process: DNA-templated transcription; positive regulation of transcription by RNA polymerase II. Lineage: Eukaryota; Fungi; Ascomycota; Eurotiomycetes; Eurotiales; Trichocomaceae. The transcript is spliced from 2 exons. The record is from RefSeq and is a predicted model, not a curated record. Gene Ontology annotation, molecular function: zinc ion binding; DNA-binding transcription factor activity, RNA polymerase II-specific; DNA binding.
AUGAAUGAGGGAUUGGAUUCCAAGGCCCCUCGCCGGAAGAGGGUCUCGCGCGCCUGCGAUCGCUGUCGCAGCAAGAAAGACAAAUGUGAUGGAAUCCGUCCAACCUGUUCCGCCUGCCAGGCCUCGGGCCAGACCUGUUCCUACGAUCCCAAUGCCAAAAAGCGCGGCCUCCCGGAGGGCUACGUCCGUGGCCUGGAGAAGCUAUGGGCCCUCUCCAUGUGCAACAUCGAAGGCCUGGAGGAUAUGAUGUUAACCCUCCUGGUCUUCAUGAGGUGUGGAAGACGAGUCGACUCUGGGGAGGCGCUGGAGAAGAUGCUGUCUCACUCGGACCCGGAUCCAGGGCAGUCGCCUCAAAAACGGCCGAGAGAGGAGGAUGAUGAUACUUCUCCAGGCGCCUCCAGUCAAUGGGGGUUUCGCGUUGGACGAGGGCCGGCACCGUCAGGCAUUGAUGCGCCACGGGUGGUCGGCCCUCAUUCGUCUCCCGGUGUGAAGAGGGCAAGACUGUCGUCGUCGUCGUCGUCGUCGUCGUCGUCGUCAAGCGCAAGCACCGAUGCUAGCAGCUUGCAGCUUCCGCCGCAUGCGCCUCGACUGUUGGAGGCCUAUUUCUCCAGGACUCAUCCCUGGUUUCCGAUCAUUGCCAAACAUAGCAUUCUACGGGCAUUCCAUCUAUACGGCAACGGGCCCCUCCUCAUGGGUAAAUCAUCCCCCGGUUCGGGAGACCAUGCAGCGCUGUGGGCGAUAUUGAGUUAUACCACGGCCCAAGGUCCAUCCGACUCGUCCGAAAAUGGGUCUGGCAUCCAAGACGGGAGCGGUGGCGCUUUGGCUCAGGCAAAGGAGUUCUACGCAAUUGCUCGAGGCUUGAUCCCAUCCGAGAAAGAACGGUUCGACCUGGGACAUAUCCAGGCCCUGCUGCUGCUCACCCUGGUCAACGUGGGCCUGGAGGAUUGGACGGCAGCGUGGCUGCUGAGUGGGCAGAGUGCGCGUAUGGUGGAAGCCAUGGACCUUGGCAAGCUCACCGACACGCGGCGUUCGGACGAGUUGCAGCAGCAGAAAGCAGUUUUCUUGGGAUGCUUCAUCGUCGACGCGCUCCUUUCUGUCCGGCUGUCUCGGUUCCCGUGUAUGCGGGCGGAAAGUCUGGCGCUGGUCGGACGGCUGGAAGAAGACGGCCUGGAGGAAUGGAAUCCAUGGAUGGAUGUUCUCCCUGCGAACCUGUCUCCGCAGGGGAGCAAUCCUCCGCACCGGGGCCCUCUGCUGGCCCUGAGUUGCUUCAAUCGCCUGGUCGAGCUGGCAGGAGUUCUCAAUAAGAUCGGCCGGGACUUCUCGCAGGCGGCCAAUGCGCAUGUUUUUGCGCAGCAGAUCCUGGUCGACCUUAGGCCAUGGGAUGACCGCCUCCCUCCGGGCUGCCGUCUGAUCGGUCCGGAGAGUCAUCACUACCCCGACCGGCAUCCGGCCUUGCUCCCUCAUCAGACCUAUCUUUAUCUUACAUAUGCGGCAACCUUAUUAUUCCUCUAUACGCGGCAGCUGGGUCAGGAGCAGACCCUGCACGGCGCCCCCCGGACGGCGUUGGAUGGCACCAAGAAGAUUCUCUUUCGCACGCUGGCCGUGCUGUCGCAGCAUGUGGAGAAUUUCCGUGCGUGCGGGAUUCCUCCGCUGUUCGAGUUUGCUCUGCGGUCGAUUUUCGAGUCGGUCUCCACGGCGCGGCAAAGACUAGAAUCGGACGGCUUUUCGGUGGCCCAGUGGGUGGGAAUGUUUUCCCGGAAGCUCACCGAGUUUGGGUCUAGCUGGCCUGUCUUUGGUUCCUUGACCGCGGCCGUUGAGAAUAGUGUCUUUACGUCUGCAGCAUCCUCAUUCCUGCACCAAAUCCCACGCAAGAGCUCGGUCUCCGCAGCGAGUUCGAGUCUGACAGGGGGGACCUACACGCCGAAACCAAUGACCUUUGCCGCAGAUCGCGCGGGGAGGAAUACAACGGAUGCUCAGGUAAGUUGGCGGUCUGAUCCUGUGUCUGUCAAUGACAUGGAGCCUAAUUAUGCUUCCAAGGUUCGUGGUCUUCCGAUCCCAGCUGAUGGCUUUUACGCGACGCCCCAAGCGUCGGCCGAAGCAAGCGGUCUGUCGAAUAGGGGCAAUUCGGAGCGGUCCGCCGGGACGUCAACGAUUCUGCUGGAUAAGCUUUUGUCAAGCAAAGGAUCUGCCGACUCUAAUAUAGUGAUGCAGCAGCAGCAGCAGCAACAACAUCGUCAUCAACCACAAACACCCGAAUCAGCAAUGUCGAGUGCGAUGCUGCAAUCGGGCGCCUCGAAUUCUGCAGAGCGAUUUACCAAUCAUGCAGGCGAGAAUCUGCAGCUGAAUGUUGGACGAAACUACGUGCCUGAUGCGUCGCCGUCUUCUUCCAAUGACAUCGACUCCAUUUUCAAGGAGCUGGCAUAUUUGGACACGUACGAAUGGACGAACACCCGGGAAGAGGGGUUGCGCGAGUUUGGCUUUAUCGACGAUAAUACGUUCCAGGCGUUUUGCCACGAUCCGGAUCGCCUGAUGGGAUCGCAGCCGCUGGUGCCUCCAACGACGUCGAUUGCGGAUAUCUGGCCGCCGCCGGGGUUUUUCCCGGAGACAUUCCAGACGAAGGAGAGUGCGGCUGAUUAG